GUCUCUGUUCCAAAGCUACUUUAAAGUACUCCUCCCUUUAUCUGCUAUUUCCUCAUUCUUUAAUUCUGCCCAAAAUUUCUCUACUUUCCUGCCAUCCUUCUAAUUUCACGCCCUUCUUCAAAGGUGUGGGAUUGGUCGCGUGACUUUAACGAGGAUUAGAUUGCAUCAACAAAUAUCUGUGAUAUGGAUCGAAUGAGUCAACAAGGGCAUUAUUUUCACUCUGAAAGUAUGCAUUUCACAAGCACCAACAUCUGUCUGCCUAAUAUAUGCCCAGUGGUUACAUCUUCAGGCAACGGAACUAUUCUAGAUUGCCAUUAUAUACUAGAUGCUCAUGACAGCUAUUUAGGUCGGCACUUUCAACCAGCUGCUCCUCUCUGGCCGGACCAACAGUUGAAUAGCUAUAAUAAUGAUGGUCAUGCUUUGGCUUGGCAUCUGUCUCUUCCAAUGCCAUAUGUACAAGCUCUCAGUGCUAAUGGAAGCUCAUCAGAGAAUGCAAGAAUUGGUCCACAGAGAUAUCAUGAUACAACUGGCAGCAGAAGUGGCCACAGAUUUCCCCAUCCUCCUCCACAGUACCAUAGCUUUCAUCAACAUGCACAAGAGAUCAGAGGUCACUCCUUCUACUUUCAUCCUCCUGUAAUUGCACCUUUGUAUAGAGUUCCAACGAAUCCUUCACGCAGUUCUUCAAUCCUCAUACAUGAUGCUAUUGAGAUAGGUGCUAGGCAUCCUGGCCAUGUACCAUUUGUAGGUGCACGUAUACACCAGUCUCAUAGAGGCAACAUGCACGAGGCAACUCUUAGACAUCAAAAUCAUCUUCCUGCGACCUUUUUCCUAGAUGAUGAUGUAGCUUUACUGGUUGACCAUCAUACUGAUAUGCGCUUGGACACUGAGGAUAUGUCUUAUGAGGAGCUUCUUGCAUUAGGUGAGCAGAUUGGCAACCCAAAAUCAGGUUUAUCAGAAAAUAUAAUUACAAGUCAAAUGAAGACCAAAACUUAUUUACGUUCUACUAAUGCGACUAACUUGGAGGAGGCAGCUUCUGAGGAGCAGGAAACUGAUCUUUGCAUAAUAUGCCAGGAUGAAUAUAAGAACCAAGAGAAGAUUGGAAUUCUUCGAUGCGGGCACGAAUAUCACACAGAUUGUUUAAAGAAAUGGUUACUUGAGAAAAAUGUCUGUCCCAUGUGCAAAUCCGUAGCAUUGACUCCGGGAGAGAAGUGUAUAUAAAAAACAAUGAGAUUUACAUGUCUCUCUGUUCCUACAUGCACACUUCUUAGCCACUACAUUUUUUCUAACGAAUUCAUAUUUUGUUAAGUAUAUGACCUCGUAUAUACACAGUUGCAUUGUCCGGUUCAAUUAUUUGUUGGCACCAUUGCACCAGAAAAUUGUAUGUAUAUCAAGUUCUUCUGUUGAUAUGUUAACUUUAGGCAAUUACAUUUUUGCUAGUUUUUUGUUUCACUUUUUAUGUGAAUGGUUGAAUGUGUCCAAGUCUAGAAUUAAACCUUUUUAUUCA
This is a messenger RNA of Glycine soja, 1504 nucleotides long. Its product is annotated as probable E3 ubiquitin-protein ligase ZFP1. Gene Ontology annotation, cellular component: nucleus. The record is from RefSeq and is a predicted model, not a curated record. The transcript has 6 exons. Gene Ontology annotation, molecular function: ubiquitin protein ligase activity. Bases 184 to 1218 code for a protein of 344 amino acids. Lineage: Eukaryota; Viridiplantae; Streptophyta; Magnoliopsida; Fabales; Fabaceae.